UUAAGACAUCGCACCGAACACCAGCAUGAGACCAUUAAGAGGGAGAGAAGUACGCGAAGGUUUGGAGCUCUCAAACCCGUGACUUGUGAUUCCUCCUCCAUCCACGUCCACAGGGCGGACCACCGCCAGCAACUCCACACACCAACAGAGUGCGCGGUGCUCCCAAUCCCAUUUCGACUUCGCCGACCAGAUCCCCCCCCCACCUCUCUCUCUCUCUCUCUCUCUCUCCCUGAAACCCUCUUCCAUGGAGAGGCUUAUCUCCUCCUCUUCCUCCUCCUCCUCCUCCUCUAUCCCCUCUCGGACAGCGGCUCUCCCGCAGAUCCCCAGGCUUCGUCCUUUGCUCCGCCUUCGGUCCCCCGCCGAUCUAAAGUUCGGCCCUUGGUUGACGCCGCGUCGGGAUCUGAAGCCCCCGCCCGUGCUCGUCUCCAAGCAAAAAGGGCCGCCUCUUGCUGUCCGUUGGGCACAGGGGGAGCCACGGCCAGCUCAGCUACGUGACCAAUUCUCCGGAGGACGAGAAGGAGGAGGAGGAACAGUAUUGGAUGUGGUUUUACUUCGAAAGGUUGCUCGCUCUGCUGUAAUUGUCCUUUCAGCAAUUGUAAUCGCAAUAAUCCAUCCGAUUCUGGCACAACCCUCUUUUGCGACAGUGCAAUCUGCUGCCAAACCGGCUGGACAACUUAUUAGAACUGAGUUGUUAACUAGUGCUUGGACUGGCUUUUUUGCUGGUUGCUUGCACACGUUAUCUGGCCCUGACCAUCUUGCUGCCUUAGCUCCAUUAUCCAUUGGAAGAUCAAGGAUAGAGAGUGCUAUAGUUGGAGCCCUUUGGGGAUGUGGCCACGAUGCUGGUCAAGUGAUUUUUGGUUUGCUGUUUCUCACGCUCAAAGAUCGUCUACACAUUGAGAUCAUCCGCACAUGGGGAACCAGAGUUGUCGGUUUUACUCUGCUCAUCAUAGGUGCUCUUGGAAUCAGGGAGGCAUCCGAGGUGCCUACUCCCUGUGUUGCUCUAGAUAACGGGGAAGAUGCCAGCUCCAGUGGGAAGAAACAGAUUGGAUUCGCAACUUUUGCCACCGGCAUUGUGCACGGUCUACAGCCCGAUGCACUCAUGAUGAUCUUGCCAGCGCUGGCGCUUCCAUCACGCGUGGCUGGCGCCGCUUUCUUAUGCAUGUUUCUCGUCGGCACCGUGUUUGCAAUGGGGAGUUACACGGUAUUCAUCGGAACAUGCACAGAAGCACUGAAAGAAAGGGUUCCUAGGAUCACAGAGAAACUAACUUGGGCUGCUUCACUCGUAGCAAUAUCCAUGGGACUUGCUAUUCUAAUUAGCCAGUUCUUUGGCUUCAGCCUGUAUUGAGCUUCGCCUAGACUAACUUUAUUGUUCUUGGCAUCCUUAAAUCUCUACAGCACAGCCUUUCUAAGAACCGGCUUUCGCCAUGCAAGUCACCAGCAUCACAGUUAAAUUUUUUGAGUUGAACUUUCUACCUUUUAGCUCAUAAUGUUAACCAUGGUCAAGUCUGCCCUAGACCAAGGUUAUUUUUGCUUUUAUCCUAGUCUUGGAAAUUUCAAGCCUUUACAGAUUUA
Molecule: messenger RNA, 1572 nt
Organism: Musa acuminata subsp. malaccensis (wild Malaysian banana)
Lineage: Eukaryota; Viridiplantae; Streptophyta; Magnoliopsida; Zingiberales; Musaceae
Product: chloroplast protein FOR GROWTH AND FERTILITY 2
Source: RefSeq, a predicted model, not a curated record